This is a messenger RNA of Thunnus maccoyii (southern bluefin tuna), 4189 nucleotides long. RefSeq names its product V-set and transmembrane domain-containing protein 5. The record is from RefSeq and is a predicted model, not a curated record. Gene Ontology annotation, cellular component: plasma membrane; axon; dendrite. Bases 3047 to 3625 code for a protein of 192 amino acids. The transcript has 5 exons. Gene Ontology annotation, biological process: positive regulation of excitatory synapse assembly; filopodium assembly. NCBI's taxonomy places the organism in Eukaryota, Metazoa, Chordata, Actinopteri, Scombriformes, Scombridae.
GUGCAAUGGCUGAGCCUCGCCCUGGGUGAACCACCUUCUUGAUCAUGGUAUCUCCCCUGCCAGGUAAGUAUGAGUUGUACACAUCACAGCCAGGGAAGUCUUUCACAGACAUACCAUGCUAACUGAUGGUGCUGACAAUCAAUACAUCAUCAAAACCACAGGCUAUAAGAGGCUGUGGAUCUGCAGGAAGUCAAUACAGAAGGAGCAGUUUUGAACUAAGGCUAACAAAGAUUAAAAGAUUAUUUAUAUCUUAUUUGAGGAGUAAGGACUGGCGUUCCCAUGAUGCAUUGCUGUAUUUCUACAUCAAUAGCUGACCUAAAAUCACCCAUUUUAUCAAUUUUACCUCAAACAAAUGAGUAAUAACCCCACAGAAAGUUCAGAUGAGCCAAAGCUAAAUCAUACUGCAAUCAAAUGUUGUUUGAUGCACAUUUGAAAUUCAGAGAAAAGAAUAAAAACACAAAACACACGUUUUUCCCCCCUCACAUUACAACCACUUCCUGUUUCUUUGUUCACUGGUGGUGGGCAACAGACAUUCCUGCUACUGCCACCUACUGCUCUGGAGUGUGAACUACGCUGUUUGACAAAUAGCACAUUGACUCAGUGACAUACAGAAUGUUUUUUUUUCUGUAUACAAGUAACAGUAACAAUAAAUAAUUCAGACAACAGAAAAUUAAGUACACAUGUAUUCAGUGUUUCUAGCUUCUUUCUGACAUAUCAGGGAACAGCAGGCUGUGAAACCAGCAGAAAUGCAGCAGUGAGUAGUGUUUCCCCUGCCACUGCCUUGGAGGGGCGGCCCGUUUGUAUCGAUAUAGUUUAAAGUUACGUUAAAAUACAUAAGCCAUUUCUUCCGUUAUACGGUGCCAGUGUUUGCACCUCUCCUCUCUCACACUAUCAUCCCAACCCCGCCCCCACUCACUCACAAGUUCUCCUGCAACAGGAGGGAGACACAGCGCCAGUCCAGGCAGAGAAAGAGGCUAAGUUUACCGUUAACAGCUCAGAUAAUAGCUAAUAAACCGUCGAAUUAAUAUCAGCAGCAACUUGUGUUAUUAAGCACAAUCCACGAGUUGACAUGCAGUUGGUCGGCGUUGUUUUUCUUAUAGACAGGUUAUGAUAAACAGUGGCGUUACUUGUGAAUGGAGCCAUGCUAGCUAACUAGCCUGUAGCUAACUAGCCCGUGUUACCGUAUGCUGUCCGUUUUGUUAACACCGGCAGCGAAGUCAAACACUCCCUCAGCAGUUACUUGUUAUUUUCAUUUAAUAGUGGCAUGCAUGUCACCAAUUUGCAGCCUCCUGCUCUACAAAUAAGGGUUAUAAACACCAUUGAAAAGGUAGACCAUGAAAACCAAAGAUCACAAUCAAUGAAUGAAGUGUAUUAAUACCUGCAUAAUGUGUUGAAACAGUUGCUUUACUUCUGAACGUAGCAAGCACACUUUUGAAACUUCAUCUAACUUAAGAGUUUCUUUAUAUUUAACAUAUAGAGGGGGGUGCACCGUUCCUGGAAGUACUGCAAUACCAGGUCGAUGCGCGGAGUGGACGGAGCAAGCCCCUAUUCCAUCUCCCUGUUCCAAAAAUCAAUUUAAUAUAUGGUCCCCGGAUAGGGGACGUAUCAGAUAUUAAACUGAUAAGAACAGAUACUACACUUGAUCUUAGCCAAAAGGCCGAGAAGCGAUAACGGAUGUACUCCGGAGGUGAGGGAGGGAUUCUCAGCACAGUCAGUAUCAGUGAUGGUUUUGGAUAUGAGCCACAACGUUUUGGAUCACAAUACGAAACACUAACAGUAUACAUUUGAUAUGUUGUGCCAAUGAUGUUGUUUUAUUGCGAGAUUGAUGACAAACGAAGUGUUUAUAAAUGUGCCGUGUUGUGUCCCCAUGACCACGUGGUACGCUUUAGUCCAAUAGGAAAUAGGAACAACAAACUGACCAAAUUUCCGUUCACAGGUCAAUAUUCUGUCAAUUAAACUCAACAACAAACUUGUGGCAAACUACUGUAUGAGGGGAGAUUAUUUUGAUGUUGGGGAAAAUUAUGUUUUUACGAUUCAAUGCUCAAUUCACAACAAAUGCAGCUCCUCCAGCGGCCUCUGGUGGACACACGAAUUAACUGCACCCUUCAUGGACCUUCAUCACAUGUUACACACCGCAAUACACAGAAUUUACCCGCCUGAUAUUCCUCCAGAACAGAAGACAUGACCACUGACAUUUAAUGGAAAGUAUUCCAGUAUAACAAAUGGUAAUGUAACCUUGACUACCAGGUUAGGUCUACAGAAAAGUUCAGUCUCCGCUGAUGCUUAGUAAGAGUAAGUGCAAGAGUAAGAGUAAAGUAAUAGAUUAUACAUCCUACAACCUUGACAUGAAUACUUCACUUUGUUCUCAGCAACGUGAGAUAUUAGACAAAACGACGUUAGCAAUGCCCCACAUCACCACCACGACCUACAAAUUUAAGUUAACACAAAAAAAUGAAAAAUAAAUUACUAAACACUUACUUCAACCUCUAACUACCUGCCAAUGUGCCGGUCCCUUAAAUUAAUAAUCAGAAUAAACGGUUAUUGUAACAAACAUGGACCGGAGUGGAAGUAUUCAGUAACGGUAACGGGGUUUCAUGAGACCCGGGGUACGUUAAUCUAACGCCGAGCGGCUACAAGUGAGUCUCAACUGAACUUAACCAACCAGCAACUUUUCACUGACGACAAUGUCAAGUAUUGACACGAGUCUGCGUUUACUGCACAAAAAGUAAAAGUGUGGGCUGGCUGGCACUGACUUGCGCAGGUAUGACGAGAAAUCCAGCACAGACCUGAGAGAGGAGAGAAACUCCAGCACUUCUGUGACGGACUCUCUCACAAAAAAAUAAGGAGGAAGACGUGCUCUCAAGAACACCUGUAAAAAGCAAAAAAAAAAAAAAAAAAAAAAAGGACAGUGGAAGAGGAAACCCUGGGAACGAGGAAAAGCUGUUUUGGAAGUAGGAAGACAAAGAGGACAAUACGUCAGAAUGUAACACAACCUGGAGGAGGGAGAUUCUUCUAGUGCUCUUCAAUCAAUGGAUCUGGGCUACUAAUGUGGCACUUUAGGCUCUGGGAUGUACAAGAUGUUGCUGUGUUUCUCAGCAUCACAUUAUAUAUGUGCCACCUAGCCGGAGCCAUCUCCAUCCAUUCCCCGCAGAGGAGCCUCACCAGGUCAGUGCAGGAGGAUGUGUUUUUCUCAGUGGACAUUACCAGUAACGAGAUCCCCACCAUACAAUGGACCUUUAUGUCAGGAGCAGUGAGCCGCACCAUAGGGACAUGGCAGCCGGGGGUGUACACCAACAUCACAGUGGAUUACAGCAGCAGAGUGCAGGCCUAUAAAAAUGGCUCUAUGGGCCUGUCAGACCUGCGGCUGCAAGAUGCUGGAUUCUACGUGGUCACGGUUACAGAACUAUCAGGGAGCAGCAAGGACUCUGGCUUUGUCCUGAAAGUGAACGAGGUGCUGUAUGAGGAUCUUCAGUACCUGUCUGUCUCUGCGUUACUACUGGCCUGUUUGGCUGGCCUUCUCAUGCUGGCCAUGUGGCUACUAGACAAAGCCUACAGGAAGAUAAUGGCAUGGAGACGCAGGAAACAGAUGCCAGAAAAUGAUGUAACAGAGCUGCAGCCUCUCUGAUGGACAUCUAGCUGCGUCUUUGUGCAUGAAAAACACACCAGAGACUGUUCAUCAAACUUGUCAGUGUUGCAGCACGAGGAAUGCUUUUUAAAAUAUAGGUGUUAUGUACAUAUAUAUAACUAUGUAACUGCGCUACCAUGUUUACAUUUUGUAUUGUAUACACAUGUAUUUACAGCUCAUUGUUGAUGAAACUGGAUUGAAUGUAAAUAUAUCACUCAUAGCAAAUGGAAAAAAUACAUAUUAAUGUGUGAUUUUCUGUUACUGAUGGCCUCUUUAUAACAAUAAUACAAACUCAAAUCAGGUUCAGGUGUUGAAAAUUACACAGCUGGUUUCACUGUAUCAGACUUCAGAUGCAGUGAUAUUAGAUUAAUAACCACAUGACACUUUUCAGGUUUUUUCAGUGAUGCUUUUAAGUAGUAAAAAAAACUAAGAAGAUAUUAAUUUUAAAAAGUGAUAACAUCUUCCAUAUACUCAACUUACUCCAUAUGACUUUUGACAGUUUGCUGGUAGAACUAAAACCUCACUCAUGGCUGAAAGUUUUUUUCCAAAAUGCUGUUGCUCAAA